UCUAGUUCAGAGAUUAAAUCUUGCAGAACGAGCCCCACCCCCUUUCAACAGCCACCUAUUGACCUCGCCCAGCUGGGCCUGCUGAUUCAGCAGUAUAGUAUCAAAUGGCCGAAAGAAGUGUACUCGUGUGUGCUGUGAUGGUGGGGCUGUGCCUGUUGUGUGCAGAUGCCCAACUGUAUGUGAGUGUCUAUAACAGCAGCACCCAGGACCAGUUGUCUGAUGAGCUGCAAUAUAAGGACGACACAAUCUUCAGUCAGAGAUACUUGAACCUUAAUGACAUGAUGAGUGGCUAUAUUCACAUUCCUGUUCCCAACAAUGGUUGUGCCUUCAUCCCACCCCUGCCCGCUGGUCUCAAUGGCUCCUGGUUUGCCCUGGUGUCUGACUACCCUGCUUGCCCUGGAGAGAUGGUGGUCAAUGUACAAGCCGCUGGUUAUAGGCUAGCCAUUGCUUACGGCAACACCAACGACACUGUGUGUACUAUCUCUAGGAAUGUCAGUGACAAUGGUUUCCCUGUCGUCUUGGUUACAGAAUGGUACGCUCUUCUACUCAAAGAGAACGCUUCAUAUACAAUAUUUCCAGAGCACCCUGGAGUGAGUGUGGAGGUGGCGGCAUCGCUGGGGCUAUCUGUGUUUGUGGUGGUGUUCUCAUUUGCUGUGUGCUGUAUGUGUUGUUGUGUGGGAUGUUGUGGGUGUUACCACUGCAAGAGUCGGAGGUCUGAACGACGAGAGGAGGUCCAGUUCAGAGAAUAUAGAGACAGACAACGUAACUUUGAGCAGAUUCAGAGAAGAGAUAGAAACGCUCGACAAGAACUGAUUGAGAGCAUUCUCAGACAAUUACAGGACCUGCAUGUUGACCUUCGCACCCAGAUCCCGCUGGGUGAGACUGAAACACAACGACUGCCCAUUCGCCCAUAUGUUCCUGAGGAGAGUAAGACUGACACAUGUGUGAUAUGUGUGGAGGACUUCACUAGGGGAGAGUCCCUACGCUGGCUGCCUUGUCAGCAUUGCUUUCAUUCUGUGUGUAUUGACGAAUGGUUGGGUCGCCAUAGUUCCCUGUGUCCCCUCUGUAAGACCCCUGUACCCAGAGGAGGGGGAGGGGCUAUAUAUGUUGUUAUCACGCCCUCUAAUGAUGAAAGUCUUCUUCUGGACUCUGACAAUAAUCGUUAUGGAGCUGUCUGA
This is a messenger RNA of Halichondria panicea, 1178 nucleotides long. RefSeq lists its product as uncharacterized. Bases 105 to 1178 code for a protein of 357 amino acids. The record is from RefSeq and is a predicted model, not a curated record. Lineage: Eukaryota; Metazoa; Porifera; Demospongiae; Suberitida; Halichondriidae. The transcript has a single exon.